Botrytis cinerea B05.10 is the source of this 1494-nucleotide messenger RNA. It is a transcript of the gene Bcatp11, whose product is annotated as Bcatp11. Gene Ontology annotation, biological process: mitochondrial proton-transporting ATP synthase complex assembly. NCBI's taxonomy places the organism in Eukaryota, Fungi, Ascomycota, Leotiomycetes, Helotiales, Sclerotiniaceae. Gene Ontology annotation, cellular component: mitochondrion. The transcript is spliced from 2 exons. The record is from RefSeq and is a predicted model, not a curated record. The coding region runs from base 65 to 997 and encodes 310 amino acids.
GAUAUUUUGUGAGGUUGACGACUUGGGAGAUUGAUCAAGAUAAUAAUUGUUACUCGACGAAAACAUGGCAAUCAUUCGUUCUCCAGCGAUCCGUCGCAUAAUCUCUGGUGCGCCCCCCUAUCUGCGAGCUUCGCAAAAGAGAUGGGCACAAGUUCAUGAUGUCCGGUUCUUGGCCACUCAGCAAUCAGACAGAGUGCUGGAAAAGUACAAGGAGAAGCUUGAACAAAAAGCAAAAGAGGAAGGUCUGCGAGACGCCAAUGAACUGAAAGAAGCAUACAAAUCCAAAAUCGAAGAGAUGAAAAGGAAAGCCACCGUUGCUAUUCCUACUCCUACGAAUGCCCCUCCCACCCCACCACCCUCCCCGACUACUUCGUCACCUUUUCCUGCACCUCCGCCACCGCCUCAAACUCCGGCCGAGAAGGCGCCUUCUUCAACCCCUGGGCUAAAGACUUUAUCCUCUUACCUUGAUCUCGAGAAAGUCCGCACAUUAUCACAAGAAAAGAUUGAAGCUCUCUGGCGAUUCCGACAUGCCAGCGAAGCCAGAUCAUUGUGCGCAGUUAUACCCUUAGAUACAUAUAAAACAAUUGAGAAAACUGCGAAGGCAUUCCCUCACUUUAUUCUCCCACUUCCAAAGGAGGGACAAGGUGCCGAAAUCCAUUUCUUGCAAUGGACUUUCCCAGCUGAGAAUACCGUCGCUGUGCUAUUCACACAUCUUGCGGAAUAUAAAUUGAGAGGCGAAUACAGUCAACCACAUACUACAAUCACACAUCAUUUAGAGUUGGAGAAAGAUAAAGGCUUGGUGUUGUUACAGGGUCAGGUCGUUGAAGGAAGAGGUGUGAGCGUCGACGAAGCAAAAUGGCUGGUUAUGUGUUUACAAAAGUUCUAUGGUCCGGUUGGGGAAAAGAGUGAUAGACGUCGGUUAUUAGAGAUGUUUGGAAGAGGCGAUCCAGCUUUCAAAUUAGAGGAUUUGGUCGAGGAGGCCGAAAAGAUUAUAUAGAGGUGGCUUAAGCAUUAACGAAUUGUACGAUACGAACAGACGACUUGAGACGUGGUCUGGGGCUGGAGUUUGGCUCAAACUUGUAAGCAUGUAAUUACUCUUCUCUCCGAUCACAAGUUUCGCAGUGUAUGGAAUGAAAUGUACUGAGUUUGCAAGAUUCGAAGGAAAAGAAUAACCAUACGCAAGCUUGAUUUGUCUCUCACACUCAUUCGAAUGGAUUACACGCCAUUCCUCAUUCAUCUGUCACCAAAUCAUCAUUGAAAUAGACAAUGCUACUUCAACAUUAUCACAAAUCAAUCACAUUUGUCAGGAGGCGGCCAGGGCCCAUUCUAUAUUCUCGAUUUGUGGAUUCAAACGACCGGCUCUUCGAAGUCCUCGAGUGAUGAUACGGCGUCUUCGAUGUGUCACUAGCUAUAUUAUACAGCAUCGAGCACCACGGCGAAUUCAAUGAAGUUCACACAAAUUGCAAAUCAUGUAUUGGUAGGAAAUUAUUAUUA